CGGUUGGUUCCCUGAGAGAUAAAUUGUGAGGUCUUAUUGGAGGAGUCGGGUACGAAUCUGUCCUUUCGCGUUUCCUGUUGGGGACAGUUAACAAGUCUCUGAGCUCUACGACGACGACCAGAACCAAACCAGAACCGAACAGAACCGUUAAAUAACCGACAGAAGAGAGAAAAGGAGGAUUUAUUGAACAUGUCUGCUAACAAAGAGACAGACGGCGGCUGGAGGACGUUCGUGUGGAACUCAGAGAAGAAGGAGUUCCUGGGACGGACAGGGAGCAGCUGGCUUAAAAUCUUCCUGUUCUACGUGAUAUUCUACGGAUGCUUGGCCGGGAUUUUCAUCGGGACCAUCCAGGCGCUGCUGCUCACGUUGAGCAACUACACACCCACCUAUCAGGACAGAGUUGCCCCCCCAGGUCUGUCUCACACCCCCCGCUCAGAGAAAUCUGAAAUAGCUUUCUCUUUGUCCGACAUGACGACGUUCAAGAAGUACACGGACUCCAUGGACGUUUUCCUAAAGCAGUAUAACAAGGAAUUUCAGACUGACGCGCUGAAAUUUGAAGACUGUGGAGAUACUCCUCAGGCCUUCAAGGACCGCCACAGCUUGGACACCGACAAAAGUAUGAGGAAAGCGUGCCGUUUCAGCAGGUCUCUGCUCUCCGUCUGCUCCGGGGAGAGCGACCCCUACUACGGCUUCAAGGACGGAAAGCCGUGCCUCAUCGUCAAGCUCAACAGGAUCGUCAACUACAUACCACAAAUUCCUGUUAACAACUCGAAGUCCCUGGCGGUCCCGGUGGCCGUGCAGCCCAACCUGAUCCCCAUCCACUGCAAGAACAAGAGAGCAGAGGAUGCAGAAAAGAUCGGCGAGAUCAAGUACUUCGGUAUUGCGGAGGGCUUCCCGCUGCAGUACUACCCGUACUACGGUAAGCUGGUGCACCCCCAGUACCUGCAGCCGCUGGUGGCCAUCAAGUUCACCAACCUCACCAUUGGCGAGGAGCUCCGCAUCGAGUGCAGGGUUUACGGCGCCAACAUCGACUACAGCGAGAAAGACCGCUAUCAAGGACGCUUUGACGUUAAGUUCACAAUCACCUCGUGACCUCAGCCGUGACGAGCGCCUCUCAUUUUGACACCCGAUCAAAUGUAGAGAGAAUAAAAAGAAAAGAGUUCAGAUAAAAAAACACCACUAGUCUUUGAACAUUCAUAAUAUACAGGACCUACACUUAAUCUGUGUGCUUUACACUAGCUUUUCUGUGUGUUUGUCGAGGGUUAGAAUGUAAAAAUACAAGAGUAGCAAUAGCAGAUAUUUAUUCUACUGUACAUGAAAAUAUUCCUUGAGCCGUGGGAUGUGUUCAUCUAUUACUGUAAAUUCCACUACUGACGUGUAGCGAGCUGUGUGUCAUCCUGAGUGUCCAGUGCUGUCGUCCAGUCCUGUUGUGAUCUCUUCUGUCUUAUGUCAGCUUUAGUGGUCCAAGGUGUGUGUGUGUGUGUGUGCAGCUGUUACUCCGUGUGUGUGUGUGUUAAUGUGCUCUGACUAACUGAAAUACUAGCAUGGUACUCUGAACCUUUAAGGCCCAUGUGAGAGUCGCUCCGUGUUUCUUUGUCCACGCUGUGGAGGGAAACGUCCGUUCACCUUCUCUGUUGUUCACCGUAGCUGUAGGUUACCGCCGGUUACCGCCGGUUACCGCCAGUUACC
Messenger RNA from Sebastes umbrosus (honeycomb rockfish), 1689 nucleotides. RefSeq names its product ATPase Na+/K+ transporting subunit beta 1a (gene atp1b1a). Gene Ontology annotation, cellular component: sodium:potassium-exchanging ATPase complex. NCBI's taxonomy places the organism in Eukaryota, Metazoa, Chordata, Actinopteri, Perciformes, Sebastidae. Gene Ontology annotation, biological process: intracellular potassium ion homeostasis; potassium ion import across plasma membrane; intracellular sodium ion homeostasis. The coding region runs from base 190 to 1092 and encodes 300 amino acids. The record is from RefSeq and is a predicted model, not a curated record. Gene Ontology annotation, molecular function: ATPase activator activity. The transcript is spliced from 6 exons.